Molecule: messenger RNA, 597 nt
Organism: Fragaria vesca subsp. vesca
Lineage: Eukaryota; Viridiplantae; Streptophyta; Magnoliopsida; Rosales; Rosaceae
Exons: 1
Coding region: 1-597 (198 amino acids)
Biological process (GO): defense response to other organism
Source: RefSeq, a predicted model, not a curated record
AUGCCUCCAGCCGAGCUCCCAGCCCCGGGUACCAUGGAAAGCCAACUUGAUAAUUUAUGUGCUCGCCUCAGUCAUAAUCUUAAAUGGUUCAGUUGUUCAGUUGUCUUCUUGGUCGUUAUGAGUAUCUUCAUCCUCUCUUUGUGCCUCGCCAAGAGUCCCGAUAACGUCCGCUGUCACGUAACCGAAGCAUCUCUCGUCACCGAUUCCAACCUCACCAUCGGGAUCACAAUCCGAAACCCUAACGGAUUUUACCAUGUCCACCAUGAUCACAUUAACUUUACAGCCUACUACCAAAACCAGACGUCGGGUUCGUUAUUGAACAAUGCCUCCUUCUCCCAAGGACGCAAGAAUGAAACUCAUCUAACACCAUCCUUCAACGGGAUGCAGAUCCUUCGUGGAGGCAAUGACUCUGAUUCUAGAGAAAACUAUUACGAUAUUCUUGUCAAGUUCAACAUGCAGGACGAGUACAAGAGACAGCUUCUUCCCAGGACGAGACAUCAUAGGCAUUUGGAGUAUAGUUGCGAGUUGAAGGUUCCUGCUAGCAGUGCGAGUAGCUUCAACACCACCCUGUGCCGCUAUCAUAAUCUCGAUCCAUGA